Molecule: messenger RNA, 126 nt
Organism: Sclerotinia sclerotiorum 1980 UF-70
Lineage: Eukaryota; Fungi; Ascomycota; Leotiomycetes; Helotiales; Sclerotiniaceae
Exons: 2
Coding region: 1-126 (41 amino acids)
Source: RefSeq, a predicted model, not a curated record
AUGAAUCAAUCGGAAGAGAAACCCCCUGGUCAAAAAGUAUCAAAAGUUUCGAGGGUGAGCUAUUCCAGCGAUGUUAUUCUCGCAAUUGUACCAAUGCCUGACAAUAAAAUGCCAGAUAAGAUGUGA